Suillus discolor is the source of this 1380-nucleotide messenger RNA. RefSeq lists its product as uncharacterized. The transcript is spliced from 8 exons. The record is from RefSeq and is a predicted model, not a curated record. NCBI's taxonomy places the organism in Eukaryota, Fungi, Basidiomycota, Agaricomycetes, Boletales, Suillaceae. The coding region runs from base 1 to 1380 and encodes 459 amino acids.
AUGGCUAAGCAAAUUGAGAUUGAAGCAGAGAAGGAUGAAGACGUGCAAGCUGCACUUGAUGACCUUUUGGAAGGUCAUGCUGGCACUUCCUCUAAUUUGGGCCAUGACGAUCAUCUGGAAGCGUCUAAUAUGAGCUCUAAUUGCGCUCUGCCUCUGUUGACAAAAGCAGGAUCAUAUGGGAACCAAGAUGGCUCUAAAGACUUUUCUGGAGCAGCAACUGAUGUUUCUCUGUUGGAUCACACCAGUUCGGCAUUUGGCGGAUCUGCCAUAUGGCUCAAGACUUUUAAUAUUGAUCUGCUAUCUGAUCCAAAGAGAAAGUGGGUAUGGUCUGGCUUGCAGGGAUUCCAUUCAUAUUGCACGGUAUCACUUACUCUGGACAAUGAUGAUGCAGCAUCACCUGCAACUAAUGAGCUGGAGUUCAAUUGUCUGCUUGAAUCCGUGAACUGUAGUUACCUCCGAGACUACGGGGUGAUUGUGUGCAAAUCACUGCAUAACGGUGUUCCAUGCAGCUAUGCUGUGCCACUUGAGAGAUUGAUGAGACACUGCUACACUUCUAAAAAACUAGCAGAGUCUACCCCUUGCGGACCGCAUCAGAUAACAUUUUGCAAAAUCUCGAGAAAACCCAGCACCCUUCAAAUCCAGUUCUUGAAGGACAUCCUCCUGGACUACCCGGAUAUUGUGGCUACCUGUGGAGAGUUGCGUGACCUUUGCCUGUUGCCUAACCAACAUGGUCCAAUCCUUCACAUUCACCCUCCCAUCCCCAGACUUUCCGGUGACCUCAGCCAUACUCCAGUGGCAACCUACUGCCGCCAACACAGCGUGAAGAGAUUGGCCCAGCCAGUAGCUUGUUGGCUUCAUUACUUUCCAGGCACCAAGCAGAUAGGUGCUAUGGAACAUAUCCGGCCCUAUCAGUCGAAAGAGUUGCAUGAUCUUGUGGAUUUGCCCAGAUGCUCCGAUACUUUACUCUGGAAACUCAAACGUGCAGUGACAAAGCAUUUUCUAGGGUUGUUCCUGAUAGAAUGGAAGUUUGCUGUAAAUAAGAACAGAAGAAGAAGGGUGGCCAUCUCAGCCAAGGCACCCAGUCUCUUGGAGGAAAUGGAGCAUGUUAUUCACUUCUAUGUGGAUGAUGUAGUGAACUCCUGGAAAAUCAAUCCCCUCACCAAAGCACAAGGUUGCGAUCAUCCAUCUUUGGGAAGGUGUAUCGCCAUUGCACCAGGCGUUAAACCUCCUGUUCUUCUCCUCUGUAUUGGUAGAGUCAUCGAGCUAGUCAUUGAGUCUGCUCAUGUAGUAUGGAAUGUCGAGGAGUUCAGACAGUUCCUUAAUGAGUGCGAUGGUGGUGCAAUAUAUGAUGCCCCUAUCUUUCUCCUGGAGGACAAUUGA